AGCACAUAUUUUUUUUUCAUAAUAAGAUAUUAUUUUUUCAUAAGAUAAUGUAAAAUACUUUAAAUUGUUUUUGUUUUCGUCCGUGCGACAGCCGCUGCGGGUUUUCGGGUUGUGGCACUGGCUGGUUUUGAGAAGAUGGCGUCUGACGCGGCAAGCUCAAGUUGCUCAAGUACCUCUCCUGCUCGGAUAUUUUCGAAGAUUCUUUGUGUGAAGACCUCGAAAAAGCGCAAACAGCAUUCUAUGCCUGCCAUCGACGGAAUGGACAACAGUGCCCAACUGGAAAUGGCAUCCUUCAGGGUUGCCGAGUUCUCCGAAGUCCUCGACUGGAGGCCCAUGCUGUUCCAAGAGCCCAUCAUUGCAGAGAGAGCCUGUGUCUUGUGCGGUGUCGCGUACAAGAAAGCAGUCAGGCUUCCCUGCGUACACACUCUGUGCACAAAGUGCCAUGCCCAGUGCGUCGAACGAGGAAGCGCUUGUCCUGUCGACCAGAAACCAUUCUGCGAAGAUGAUGUUGAACAGCUAAACGUCUCUCUCAAGUAUCUCCUGAACCGUACGGUCGCCUGCUGGAACGCUCCUAAAGGCUGCAGCUUCAUCGGCACUGCAGCCAGCCUCUUGGACCACUACAAGGAGUGCGGCUUCAGCGUCGUGCCUUGCUGCCUGUGCCGCUCUUCAGUGUUGCAGUGCGACAUUAUGGAGCACUUUAAGAGUGGAUGCAGCAUUCGCGAAGCAAAGUGUGAGCCUCCAGACGAUCUUGCCACAGAAGACCUCAAGGACGUCGGCAGUGCUUGUCUUGAGAUGAAGAGAGCCACGGGGAAGAUCUCUGAGGACCUCAUGUCGCUGCAGACCAGCCUGAACCGGUGCAGCGAAGACGUCAGGGCGGAGGGUGCAAGAUGCAAGGGCCAAUUGGAGGCUGAGGCUUCCAAGCUUGCUGAACAGCUCAACAGCCUUAACACGGUCUGCACCACCGGUUUCGCCGAAGAACUGCAACUUCUCCAGGCAGCAAUGACCGACUACAAAGGCCAUGUGAGCAAGAAGCUCCGUUUGCUGUGCUGUUCUAAGCCUACAAGGGUCCACUGGUACAUUGAGGGGUGGGCAGACCUUAAGAAGAAAGCACUUGAGGGAGGGUUACAACUGGAUAGUCCCACAUGGACCAUUUAUGAUUAUAGUGUCUCCCAACUUUUUGAACUUGACCUAGAGGAGGGUCAGGACCGCGUUGGGUGCUACAUGAAGAUAUGCUCCGGGAAACAGGAUCUGCAGCUGGAGUGGCCUUUUAGUAAGGUUUUCACGAUUGGUGUUAUUCACCCCAAAGACCAAUCAAAGGUGAUUUCGUACAUGAUAAAUCCUGGUGACUGUAGAGAUGAACUCCAGCGUUCCUUCCUAAGGCCCAAAGAAAGAGCAAAUGUUGCAUGUGGAGCACAGAACCUGACAACAGCCAAGGAGCUUGAAAAGGGUGGGUUUAUACAAAGCAAUACACUCCACAUGUUUUUAGAGAUAGAGCCGUAAUUUCUUUUCAUAUUUGCCAUACAUUAAUAAGGAUUAAGCAAGUAC
Ixodes scapularis (black-legged tick) is the source of this 1545-nucleotide messenger RNA. RefSeq lists its product as uncharacterized. The record is from RefSeq and is a predicted model, not a curated record. The coding region runs from base 136 to 1500 and encodes 454 amino acids. Gene Ontology annotation, molecular function: zinc ion binding; protein binding. Lineage: Eukaryota; Metazoa; Arthropoda; Arachnida; Ixodida; Ixodidae. The transcript is spliced from 3 exons.